AGUUUGACCUUGAACAACUGAACGUUCUUUCUCUGACUCUAUAAUCCAUAACAAUGGUUCAAGGUACUUUCAAGCGUCAAGUCCAAGUUGGCCGUGUUGUCCUCCUUAACUACGGUGCCGAUGCCGGUAAGUUGGCCGUCAUUGUUGACAUCAUUGACCACAACCGUGCUCUCAUCGAAGGUCCCACCACUGGUGUUGUUCGUCAAUCUUUCCCUUUCCGUCGUAUGGUCUUGACUCCUCUUGUCCUUAAGAAGCUUCCCCGCAACGUUGGUCAAACCGCUCUUAAGAAGGCUAUUGAAAAGAACGACAUUGUUGGUGCUUGGAAUAAGACUGCUUGGGCCAAGAAGAUUGAACAACGUAACGUUCGUGCUAACUUGUCUGACUUUGAUCGUUUCAAGUUGGCCAAGCUCAAGAACCAACGCCGUUUCGCUGUUGCCUCUGCUGUUAAGGCUGCUAAGAAGCAAUAAAUGUAUUUAAUCAAUUCCAUUUGAUCAAAAUUUAUUGUUUUUUUUAUAUAUAACAAAAAAGAAGCAAUGAAUAAAAAAAAAAUUUAAAAAAAAAAUAUUACAAGAUCAAGAA
Molecule: messenger RNA, 579 nt
Organism: Cokeromyces recurvatus
Lineage: Eukaryota; Fungi; Mucoromycota; Mucoromycetes; Mucorales; Mucoraceae
Product: ribosomal protein L14-domain-containing protein
Exons: 3
Coding region: 54-467 (137 amino acids)
Biological process (GO): ribosomal large subunit biogenesis; translation
Cellular component (GO): ribosome; cytosolic large ribosomal subunit
Molecular function (GO): RNA binding; structural constituent of ribosome
Source: RefSeq, a predicted model, not a curated record